This is a messenger RNA of Ostreococcus lucimarinus CCE9901, 1218 nucleotides long. RefSeq lists its product with no specific name. The record is from RefSeq and is a predicted model, not a curated record. Bases 1 to 1218 code for a protein of 405 amino acids. NCBI's taxonomy places the organism in Eukaryota, Viridiplantae, Chlorophyta, Mamiellophyceae, Mamiellales, Bathycoccaceae. The transcript has a single exon. Gene Ontology annotation, molecular function: sulfotransferase activity.
AUGACGGUGAAACAGCGACCUCGGACGGGAGGGCGCGCGACGGCGCGCGAGGACGGCGCGCGCGAGGCGAACGAGGAAGCGCGAGCGCGCGCGAGCGGACGCGCGGCGCGAAGCGCGACGAUCGGGAGUGGGUUGGCGUUGGCGUUGUGGUGGGCGUCGUCGCCUCGGUGGUGGACGGCGACGCGGGACGAAGGGAAACCGGCGGUGGACGCGCGCGCGGCGGCGUACGCGUUCGGGACGUCGACGGAGGCGAUUUCGGGGUGGUCGCUGCGUGAUGUCGCAGAAUUUCUGGCGAUGAGCGAUGCGCGAUGGUUGGGGUCGACGGUGGAGGCGACGGAGGCGGUUUCGCGAGACGACGGGCGAAAGCGCGUCGCGCGUCGCGCCGACGGGUUCGCGCGAUUCGUCGCGACGCAUCAUAAAACUGGUACGGCGCUGAUGCACGACGUGUUUUCGACGAUCGCAAAUAGAUCGUCUCCGCCGUACACGUUCUUUGACGUGCGAGCGUUCGAAGACGCGGAGCUUGUGGUCAACGAGGUCACGGGGAAGGGACUCGAGCGCGCGGCGCGACGGCGAUUCAGGGAAGCGGAUAUCGUGUUGGAUUACCAUUUCGGCAAGUCUUUGCCGGCUUUCAUCGAGCAGAACGAAACCACGCGACUGCUACAAUCCAUGAUUUCGGUGUCGAACGCCCGCGAAUACAGAAUUGUGCACGUCGUACGCGAUCCGCUCGACGUCCUCGUGAGCGGUUUGGCGUAUCACGCGCGAUCGCCAAACGACGAACGGUGGCUCUCUCGCGCGCGAGUCGCCGAGCUUUCGUACGCGGAAUUCCUCAAAACUGCGAGCCCAAAAGAUGCAAUUGCGGCGGAGAUGUCGUUUUCGGACGACGAAAUACGUAUGCUCGCGCUGACUUACGUACAGUGCGAGCGAAAUCGCGACACGUGCUUGAACUUGAGAUUGGAGGCGUUCGAACGUAAUUUCGAUCGCACGCUCGAGCGUGCGCUUCGGUUUCUUCGAUUUCCCUCGCAGAACAUCACGUCGAUGAUUCAAAUUGCCAGCGUGCACGACGUCAGCAAGUGGUCGGAGGAUGAGUUACGGAAAAACGAACAUUACACGAAGCGCAUCGAUAGGCGGCCGUAUUACGAAGCCGCGCGCGAAGACGAUGACAUAUGGCGAACGAUCACCGCGCUUCGACGCGCGAUGGGGUACGACGCGACCUCGUAG